AUGACAGACGAAGAAUACAAUAGUCGUUGGGACGGCGUGACCAGAGAAUUGUGGGAGGACCGGCAGGAGUGCUUCCAGACGGCUGUGGCUCGUUUAGAGUACGUAGGGAGCACGUUUAAUGAACAAUGUCGAUUGGAUGGACUGAAAACCCUAUGCAAAGUAGACGUAUUGGCGGGCUUUGGGUAUUCAGCAGAAGCGGUCGAUCUUUUUGUGUCCACUCUUCCACUAAGUAUGAAUCCUGAUCUAAUGAUUCGAAAAGCCGAAGCAGCCUACGACUGGAGGUUUUUCUGUCAUCUUUCUAUGUGGCGUUAUUCCUAUAAAGAUUGA
Macrosiphum euphorbiae (potato aphid) is the source of this 327-nucleotide messenger RNA. NCBI's taxonomy places the organism in Eukaryota, Metazoa, Arthropoda, Insecta, Hemiptera, Aphididae. The record is from the annotation of a GenBank genome assembly.